Phyllostomus discolor (pale spear-nosed bat) is the source of this 2608-nucleotide messenger RNA. RefSeq names its product tectorin beta (gene TECTB). Bases 84 to 1073 code for a protein of 329 amino acids. The record is from RefSeq and is a predicted model, not a curated record. Gene Ontology annotation, cellular component: cell surface. NCBI's taxonomy places the organism in Eukaryota, Metazoa, Chordata, Mammalia, Chiroptera, Phyllostomidae. The transcript is spliced from 10 exons.
AUCGAGGCUCCGGCCCGGGCAGGGCCGUGAACAUCUGGCCAGUGUGGUUCGGCCCCCUGGCAGGGACCAGGUUCUGAGAAGCAAUGGCGAUGAGGGCCUUUGUCCUGCUGGCCGUCUUUGUGGAAGCCUCGGCGAAGUCAUGCACCCCGAAUAAAGCAGACGUCAUCCUUGUGUUUUGUUAUCCCAAAACCAUCAUCACCAAAAUCCCCGAGUGCCCCUACGGCUGGGAAGUGCACCAGCUGGCGCUCGGCGGGGUGUGCUACAACGGGGUCCAUGAAGGAGGUUACUACCAGUUCGUGAUCCCAGAUUUGUCGCCUAAAAACAAGUCCUACUGUGGAACCCAAUCCGAGUACAAGCCCCCCAUCUACCACUUCUACAGCCACAUUGUUUCCAAUGACAGCACGGUGAUCGUGAAGAACCAGCCCGUGAACUACUCCUUCUCCUGCACCUACCACUCCACCUACUUGGUGAACCAGGCUGCCUUCGACCAGAGAGUGGCCACUGUUCACGUGAAGAAUGGGAGCAUGGGCACAUUUGAAAGCCAAUUGUCUCUCAACUUCUACACUAAUGCCAAGUUCUCCAUUAAGAAAGAAGCCCCCUUUGUCCUGGAGACACACGAAAUCGGUUCAGAUCUGUUUGCAGGAGUCGAAGCCAAAGGGUUAAGCGUUAGGUUCAAAGUGGUUCUGAACAGCUGCUGGGCCACACCCUCAGCCGAUUUCAUGUAUCCCUUGCAGUGGCAGCUGAUUAACAAGGGCUGCCCCACGGAUGAAACAGUCUUUGUGCAUGAGAACGGGAAAGAUCACAGGGCGACCUUCCAGUUCAAUGCUUUCCGGUUCCAGAACAUCCCCAAACUCUCCAAGGUCUGGCUGCACUGCGAGACGUUCAUCUGUGACAGCGAGAAGCUCUCCUGCCCCGUGACUUGCGACAAACGGAAGCGCCUCCUCCGGGACCAGACAGGGGGCGUCCUCGUUGUGGAGCUCUCCCUCCGCAGCAGGGGAUUCUGGAGUCUCUAUAGCUUCUCAGAUGUUCUCCGCCACCUCAUCGUGAUGCUGGGGAUUCACGCUGUCUUGUAGGAGGAGCUAGGCAGGCGGGCGGCGGCGGCUCCUGCAUCCAAGGUCACCUCUGACGAUGACAAACUCACAUUUUUGCGUGAGUGUGCUGCCAAAAAGAACAGACAGAAGACCAUAUUGUUGGGGAAGAGACAACCGCGCUUUGCCAAAUAUGUGUUCCCGUGAUUUUUGUGAAUUUCAGUGAUUGUUUUUCUUUGGUGCCCUACUUUCUCUUGUUCCUUCCUGUGGUCCUCAGCUCCUGCCAUCUCCUCCUGCGACUGGCUGGCAGGGGAAUCUUCAAUCCCUAAACUCGAGUCAGGGCUGUGGCGGACACUUUGAAAGCUCUUCUAAUUUUAAAAGACUAGCACAGCCAACCAGGUGCUGCUGAGCAUGUGGAGGAGAAUGUAGGGCAGGGCCACAAAGUCAGCGCGAGUACAGAAUGCACAGGAAUAGCCAGCUUCCCCGAAGGGGCCUGUGUCAUUGAUGCUGUCGAUUCCGAUCUGAGGAUCAGAGCUGAGCCUCAGGGGUUCCGAGCUUUUGAACAAUGGUAGGUGGUGGGGAAUCAGAGUGGAACAGUUUCUGCUCAAGUCCGAAUCAUAUAAAGGGAUGCAAGUCUUGAGAACCCCAAGAGGGCUAACCUAAUUAAUUUUAUAGUAGGGUUUCUCAAAUAUGUGUAAACAUUUCAUAAGGAUACGCUUUGUUUUUACUGCUGAUAUAUAUGUCUAAAAUCAAAAUAAAGUAACAAAUUAAACAGGAAUAAAACUACGCAAGGACAAAACUCGCGUCGACAUUAAUUUAACAUAAUGUGACAUUUACUAAGCGGAGCUGCUGCUUCCAACAGGACCUCAGAGUGACAGUGUGACAGGUCCCAUCGCAGGCCUUGCGAUGCUCAGUGCGCUUUUGUCUUCUUCUCUUUUCUCUAAGAAAUCCUCAUUUGUACAGAAUGGUCUGACCUCGUUUAGCCUCUCCUGCAUUCAAACGUGGACCUGUGUUGUCUCAGCAACUUAUGAUCAUUAGCAUAAAACCAACCAAAAAAACCAGAAACACAAACGCAAAUCUGGCCAAUGAAAUCUCAUGGUGCCACCUCCUGUUAACCCUGCCACCCGGCCCACCCCUGCCCCAGGAACCCAAAAUCUGUUGAUAUUAGUCAUUUAUAUUGUCCACAAAACGAAACUGAAUAAACCCAUCCUGGUCGAAAACUGGCAGUUUCUGAGAAUGCACUGCAGACCCCAGUAUGAAGCUAAAAGCUGGAGCUUCUAGAUAGGAAAAGUCGGAGCUAGGUUUUUUUUCUUAGUCUUAUACAGACCUAAUUAGUGGGCUUCUGCUUUGUAUCUCCAUACUGUAUGUAUCUGAGAGGAUUUGAGAUCUUUCAUUUGACGGCUCUUUUACAAUCGUGUUAAUGAAUUCAGAAACGAAGCUAGUUCCCAAGUCUCCGGAGACACGGAGCACGUUUGUUUAGCGACAGGCUGGAUUAACAUGACUCAGUGUAAUCUAAACUGGCCUCCGAGCUGGUCCCAAACCAGCUGGCACUUCUUCCUCCUGUAAAUUUAGAUGCUGCA